AACCCGUUCUGAUGUUGGCCUAAAGCGAAUCGCACAGUUACAAUAAAGUGUAGAUAUAUUAAUUAAAUGGCAACAACAAAACUAAAACUGAUUGAAAACCUAACACACAGUUGCACUUGCAAUUAUCAAUAAAUAUGCAAGGCUUGUCUUAUUAAAUAUUAACCCAGAGUGUUCCCUGUGUCGCGGCUUCCGUUCUUUCAACUCGAAGUUAAGCAUAAAGCAGCUUGUUUUUUAUUAAGCAAUAAAGAGUUGUUAAUAAGUUAAUUGCAACAUAUAUUAAUAACGCCUACAAAGCAACAAACCGCAAAAAUGGCUAAAAGAAAUUAAAAACAAUUUACACAUAUUAACACGUAACAACAAUUUGUGUCAAAAAAGAAUACGCCGCGACGCUCCCAAGCGCAUAACAAUCAAAAGCAACAAAAUUAAAUAUGUCAAAGAAAGCCAACCACUAAUCGCUGUGACGCAUCGGAUUGAAUUUUUGGCAAUUAGCCGUUGGCAAUUAAAAGUUUCAAUAAGUCACAAUAGACAACGUGUUGAGUAGUGUUGCGUUCGGUUCAAUGUCGCGUAAGGUGCAGAGCAUUAAGUUGGCUGCGUUAAGUUUGAUGCGCUAAGUUAACGAUUCGUUAAGUUGUCUACGGACCGCAUUCUGCAGCGCCAUUUGAAAAGUUAUUUGAAUGGUCUCAGUAAAUGUGUGAUGGGUUAUGCAAAACACACAUAAAAUAUAUGAGCACAAGAACAAAUAACACAAUAUAGGAAAUCACAGCGUAACACAUUAAGUAUACGACACGAUGUUCAAUGGCAAAGCAGCUGUAUCAGCUGAGAAAAAUGGCGCACUGAAUGAUCGUCCUUUAUUCAUGCACAAUGGCCACAACAACAAUCGUCGCAUUUCGGGUGUAAACGAUGUGGAAGUGAGCAACUUUCGACGGGCCCUGCCACAGUUUCUAGCUGUUAGUAUUAAGAACCUAUUGCUUUUCGGCUAUGGCAUGACUCUUGGCUUUCCCACAAUUGUUAUACCUGCCAUACAGGGCGGCGAGGGACGCGGAGAGGGGCAGGACAGUGGCAUAGUGCUUAACAAAGAGGAAAUAUCAUGGUUCAGCUCCAUUAAUUUGAUUUGUGUGCCGUUGGGCUGUCUCUUCUCUGGCUUGUUAACCCAGCCCCUGGGCAAGCGGCGAGCUAUGCAGUUUGUCAACCUGCCCAUACUGGCUGCCUGGCUUAUGUUUCACUUCGCCACGCGCACGGAGCAUCUGUAUGCGGCUUUAUGCUUGGCUGGUCUCGGCGGUGGCCUGAUGGAAGCACCCGUGCUGACCUAUGUGGCGGAGAUAACGGAGCCGAAAUAUCGCGGUAUUUUGUCAGCGCUGGGCACCACCUGUGUCAUCACUGGCGUCUUCGUCCAAUUCAUAUUGGGCUCCUUAAUGGACUGGCGUAGCGUAGCAGCAGUGAGUGCUGCGUUUCCAGUGAUUACGAUUGUCAUGCUGUGCUUUGUGCCCGAGAGUCCCAUUUGGUUGAUACGGGAGCAGAGGUACCGGGAGGCAGUCAAAUCGCUGCAAUGGCUGCGUGGCUGGGUGCCGGAGCAUCAGGUCGAGGUGGAGUUCAAUCAGCUCUACGAUGAGCUGAUCACCCAAAAGGCCAUCGAGGAGGCCACCGAGGGCAGCGGCGCAGUGCCCGGACAGCGACGCACGCUGAAGUAUCGGCUACGAAUGUGGCGCAAGCGCACCUUCCUGGCGCCUUUCCUGCUCGUCUCGUUUACUUUCUUCACGGGCCACUUCUCCGGCAAAACGCCGCUGCAAACAUAUGCUGUACAGAUCUUCCAUACGCUGAAAGCACCCAUGAAUAAGUACCACGCCACGAUACUGCUGGGCGUGGCUGAGAUGCUGUCCACCAUACUGGGCGUAGCUCUGAUACAUUUUACGGGCAAGCGGCCGCUGGUGCUUGUUUCGACAAUAGGCACCGGCUUGUGCUUCUUCGGCACCGCGACCUAUGCGCACUUUCUGAAUGAUGUGCCCGGAUUUGCGGUCAACAAUGUCGUGGUGAAUGCCUCGGCGCUUGUGCCCAAGGGAAGCAUCAUAUCGCAGGCAAAUAUAUCGAAGAUCUUUGAGAAUCAAUAUCAGGAUGAGCUGGUUCUGCAGCAGCAGCAUGAGCAACAACUGACUACGAUGUGGCCCGACCUGGAGCAGGAGCCAGAUACGACCACGAUGGAAAUACUUGAUACAACAACGGAGUUAUGGAAUCGUAGCAAACGCGGACUGGAUACAACGUUGAAUCCAAAUGAUGUUGGGGAAUUUGAAGCUACGACGCUGUUGCCUGAACCAGCAGCGGCUACUCCUGCCAGCGUCAGCAGGGACGUGGCGCCAUCGAAGCCACCGAUUUCGGAAGAUCUGUUGCUGGUUGUGCCCAAACAGGAGCACAAUUAUUUGGUAUGGGUGCCGCUGAUACUGUUGCUAUUAUCCGCCUUCUUCUCACAUCUGGGAAUACGCAUGAUACCCUGGAUACUCAUUGGCGAAGUCUUUCCCGCUGAUAUACGCAACAGCGCAUCCGGCUUUGCUGGCGGCAUCGGCUACGUCUUUGGAUUUCUGGCCAACAAGCUGUUCCUGGUGAUGCUCAGUGCAUUGACGUUGCCGGGCACGUUUGCGUUCUAUGCCACCGUUGCAUUCAUUGGCACCAUUGUGCUCUACUUCACGCUGCCUGAGACGGAGGGUCGCACGCUGGGGGAAAUUGAGGCGCAUUUCUCCAAGAAAUCAGAUCUGAAUCUGUUGCGCAAGCAGCCGCGACAGCACGAAAGCGAAAAGCAGCAGAGCCCACCUACAAACGGAACGAAUGCGAUCCAGCUGGACAACUUACAGGAUCUGCAUAUGCCGGUCGGCUCGCAGCAACAGACAAAGAUUAUACAUUUGCAGCAGAGCGACUUUGUGCCACAGACGCAUAUGGAACGGCCAACGAGCCGAGGCCCUUCCUUGGUCGGUGUCACCAAUCCCGCCUUCGAGGAGACCAGUAAUACGACACAUCUCUGAAGUCGAUUCAUACAAAUUUCUUACCCUUUCAGUGAUAUUUCUAAGCAUUAAAGUAAUAACAAAAUAAGUUGCAAAUCAUGUUUAAAGAA
Messenger RNA from Drosophila hydei, 3097 nucleotides. Its product is annotated as facilitated trehalose transporter Tret1. The record is from RefSeq and is a predicted model, not a curated record. NCBI's taxonomy places the organism in Eukaryota, Metazoa, Arthropoda, Insecta, Diptera, Drosophilidae. Gene Ontology annotation, cellular component: membrane. The coding region runs from base 789 to 3008 and encodes 739 amino acids. Gene Ontology annotation, molecular function: transmembrane transporter activity. The transcript is spliced from 8 exons. Gene Ontology annotation, biological process: transmembrane transport.